UAAAAAAAAUAUGAACAAAAUAAUUAAAGCAUUAUUUCGAAAAAAACCAAUUGAUUUAAAAGAAAAAAGUGAGUUAAAACGGGUUUUGGGACUAUGGGAUUUAACAUUUCUUGGACUUGGAGUUACUUUAGGACUGGGAACUUACGUCUUAGCCGGAUCGGUGGCUAAAAUACACGCAGGACCCGCUGUUUGUAUUUCUUUUUUCAUUGCGGCUGUUGCUUCGGCUUUAGCAGGUUUGUGUUAUGCCGAAUUUGCGUGUAGAGUUCCAAAAGCAGGUUCAGCUUACAUUUAUAGUUAUGUUACAAUGGGGGAAUUUAUAGCGUAUAUAAUCGGUUGGAAUUUAGUUCUUGAGUAUGUAAUCGGAACUGCUGGAUUAGCAAGAGGAUUAAGCGACUACAUAGAUGCUUUAACAAAUAAUACUAUUAGUACAGCGUUUCGUGAUGCGAUGCCUAUUGAUGUUGAAUUUUUAUCGAGUUAUCCCGAUUUUUUUUCUUUAGCCAUGAUGAUUAUUCUAAUAGUUGUUAUGUCUAACGGGGCAAAAGAAUCGUCGAUGUUAAAUAGUAUUUUAACAGUGUUAAAUAUAAUAGUUGUAUUAAUUGUUGUUGGAUUUGGAGCUGCUGUUAUUAAUUUUGAUUUUUGGAGUAUUUCAAAAGAAGAUAUUCCUCCAGAUGUAAGAGGUGGGGAAGGAGGCUUUGCUCCUUUCGGUCUACAAGGAAUUUUAACUGGUGCUGCUCAAUGUUUCUUUGCUUUCGUUGGAUUCGACGCUGUUGCAACGACAGCAGAUGAAGCUAGAAAUCCACAAAGAAUGAUCCCACUUGCUAUUAUUUUGUGCCUAUUUAUAAGUUUUUUGGCAUAUUUUGGUGUAUCCACCGUUUUAACGUUAAUGUGCCCUUAUUACGAACAAGAUGAUAAAGCUCCAUUUCCUGCUGCCUUUGAUUACGCUAAGUGGCCCAGUAUUAAAUGGGUAGCUUCGGUAGGUGCUAUUAUAGCUAUGGCAUCAACUUUAGUUGCUAAUUUAUUUACAUUACCUCGUAUUUUGUAUUCUAUGGCUAAAGAUGGAUUGUUGUUCAAACAAUUAUCGUAUAUUAGCGAAAGAACCAAAACUCCCGUCAUAGCUACUAUUGCAACUGGUUUAUUUGCUGGAAUUAUGGCUACUAUUUUUGAUAUAAAUCAAUUAGUUGAGAUGCUUUCGAUAGGAACGUUGAUUGCUUAUACAAUUGUAUCUCUUUGUGUCUUAAUGCUAAGAUAUACACCGAUCAACAAUGAAAUACCACAAAACGGAUGUAUGGAACAUAAAUCAGCUUUCCAUGCCGGAUUUCACGCUUUUAAAAUUGCUUUUAAUUUAAAUGGAAAUAAAUAUCCCAAUAAAUUAACAAAUUCUUUUAAAAAUUGGUCCAUUAUAAUUUUUUGUUUACUUUCAAUUGCAAUUUGUGUUUGCAUGAAAUUUCCAAUGUUUACAUCAAUAAGUCAUCCACACUUUUUAGCAAUUUUCGUUAUAUUAUUAAUUUUGUUAUUAGCAACAGUUGUAGUAGUUGCUCGUCAACCAGAACAAGAAAUUGAACUUUCAUUUAAGGUUCCUUUAGUUCCAUUAAUCCCAUUUACAAGUAUUUUCAUUAACAUACUAUUAAUGUCUAUGUCUAAACUUCAAACAUUCGUUCGAAUAGCCGCGUGGUUAGGAAUUGGUCUUUUAAUUUAUUUUGGAUAUGGUAUAUGGCACAGUAAAGAACGAGAAAGUAUUAAAAGGAAUCAGCAAGUUACAACUGCAAACGGUGUUGAUGUUACGAGAUUAUAAUUAAUUUUUUUGUUGUGAUACGAAAAUGAAAAAUAAAUUAAUUUAUUUAAGUUUUAAA
Onthophagus taurus is the source of this 1850-nucleotide messenger RNA. Its product is annotated as high affinity cationic amino acid transporter 1-like. The record is from RefSeq and is a predicted model, not a curated record. Gene Ontology annotation, biological process: L-ornithine transmembrane transport; L-arginine import across plasma membrane. NCBI's taxonomy places the organism in Eukaryota, Metazoa, Arthropoda, Insecta, Coleoptera, Scarabaeidae. Gene Ontology annotation, cellular component: plasma membrane. Gene Ontology annotation, molecular function: L-ornithine transmembrane transporter activity; L-arginine transmembrane transporter activity; L-lysine transmembrane transporter activity.